This is a messenger RNA of Symbiodinium natans, 1224 nucleotides long. The record is from the annotation of a GenBank genome assembly. Lineage: Eukaryota; Dinophyceae; Suessiales; Symbiodiniaceae.
AUGUCUGCGAACUGGGAAGAAGGACAGCAGGAGCAAAAGCCAUACAGAAACUACAUCUACGGCCAGCAUGGUUUCAGAGAGUGCGAGAUUGACCCCAGAUACAGGCAGCAGGCUCCUGCGCGCAUGGCGCUGAGCCGUGUCACAGAGGCCAUGGCUGCUUUCGAGACCCAGGACUUCUACAAAGCUGAGUUUGCAGAGCUCAAAGCAUCAGACGUCAAGGAGGUCGGCUCCUACACGAUCAAAGCUGGUUCAGCGGAGACCAUCAUUCCGGGACAGGUUCCUGAGUACGUGCAAAUUCGGCGUGGAAAACGCUUGGAAAAGGAGCCGGGCCCCAAAAGGCCGCCUACGGAGGACGAAGCCUAUGUCCAGUACGUGGCAGAGAAGUGUAGCCUCUACGAAACAGCGAAGCAGGUUUCGUCAAAACAACAGUUCUCUCUGGACAAAGACAUCAUUUGCGAUCGUUCAUCUCUUGUGACUCUGAUGGAAUAUGCAAGUGAAAACUUGACGCGUUUCUUGAUGCCCAAGGGCCAGCACAACAACCCGGUCGAUCUCGUGAAGAUUUCCAAAGCUCCAGAUGGCAAGGCAUUGGUGAUGGAACACCUGUUGGACGUCAACAGGAUGAAGUGCUUUCCAUACAGAGGUGCAUGGAAGCGCUCUGAGGUCUCCAACCACGGGACCUACACACCGGCCCUCCGACGCUUGGCCUAUGGAGACAACAAGACGAAGAACUUGAUGAUCACUGGACUGCCACAGAUCGCCGGAAACAGCGCAGGCGAACUUGACAAGUCGUAUCGCUUCGUGGAGUUUGAGACCAAUGGCGUGAGUUUCCUUGUGAAGGCUCCAGCCCAUGCCCAGAAAUAUGGCGGCCGGAGUGUGGAGCUGGAACACAAGAAUUGGUACUAUCAGGACGAGGUGAAGGCGAUCACUACAUACGUGAAAAUGUUGCUUGGCAAAGUUGACUGCCACGUUCUGGCAUUACAGCGAAGUGGAAAGAUCCACCAGGUUGUGGAGAACUCGCCAGAAAGCAUUCUCGCAAUGAAGCCAGAGCUUGAGGAUGCUGCACGUCGCCGUCUCGGACGCGUGAUCUCCUUGAUCAAGCAGGUUCAGGACGCCGUCGCAAAGGGUGAAGACGGUCCUUGGGUGUUGCAGUGGCAGCAGGGGCCUUUGAUCCUGGGCAAGUACGAGUUGGUUCCUCAGCUUGAGCAGGAGCUGGCGGUGGCCUAG